This is a messenger RNA of Engraulis encrasicolus (European anchovy), 845 nucleotides long. Its product is annotated as B-type lectin plumieribetin-like. NCBI's taxonomy places the organism in Eukaryota, Metazoa, Chordata, Actinopteri, Clupeiformes, Engraulidae. The transcript is spliced from 3 exons. Bases 117 to 464 code for a protein of 115 amino acids. The record is from RefSeq and is a predicted model, not a curated record.
ACCACCCCCACGAACCUGCUUAUAAACCCAGGCAGCAUGACACACCAUCGUCCAGCCACAUCUGAACUCAAGACUCACCCAGACACUCCUCCAGACCAUCAUCCAACUUUGAAACCAUGAGCAGAAACGCCCUGUGUUGCAAUGGUGAGCUCCACAAAGGAGACUACCUUCUCUCCAACAACAAGCAGUACAAAGCUGUCUUCGAGGAGGAUGGCAACUUUGUGGUCUACGGCUGGAAACCCAUCUGGAGUUCCAACACGGCGAAGCACAGCGACGCAGAACGCAUCGUCAUGCAGGGCGACGCAAACUUUGUCAUGUACACGUCGAGUGACAAGCCCGUGUGGCACACCAACAGUCAUAAAGACGCCGGCCCUCACUGCACGGUCCGUCUAAUGCUCCAGGAUGACGGGGACUUGGUGGUGAGGAGCAAAUACGACACGUAUUGGUCUUCAAAGAAUGAGUGAAAGGUCUCGAUUUGCCUUAACCUUUAAUAAAGUCCUUUAUCCAAUAAGAUGAUUCUUAUUUCAAUCUGUUUUUGUCCCAAUAACAACUCUCAGCCUGACAACCUGACUGCCUGCGUUAGGAUUUCACACUGGUAUAAAACCACCUACCGCUUGAAACUAGCAGGUGGAAAUUACUUUGCAUUGUACUAGUGGUCGGGUGUGUCAGACACACAGACAUCGUCUAUCAAGCCUCUGACUCUGAGACGAGCAACUGCUAAGCUUACUGUCUAUCCCUUUCAAACUGAGCUGUGACCCACUUUGAAGUGACCACUGGCGUUCUGGUUUUAUGCAAGCAGAGCCACAAAUGUGAGACAAUAAAAACUUAGUUUGUGUCCUUUCAAA